This is a messenger RNA of Danio rerio (zebrafish), 4085 nucleotides long. The record is from RefSeq and is a predicted model, not a curated record. NCBI's taxonomy places the organism in Eukaryota, Metazoa, Chordata, Actinopteri, Cypriniformes, Danionidae.
CUUUUUUCUUGUGUCUGGCUGUUUUGGUGCACAGUGUUCUCUAGCGCCACCCAGAGGGCAACAGUUCAAAGAGAAAAUGGGCUGGGUGUGAGAAGUCCAGAGUGAUUUUCUGAGCCCAUUUCCUCACUCUGAGGUGUAGAGGUCUUGGAGGUGGGACAGGGGGGUCACCAAUAAGUGCAGUCCUUUCUGUCUGCUGUAGUCUACUGAUAUCUAGUUUGGAGUUCUAUAGAAGAGCACAGGACGGACUCACUGACAGCUUCAACAGCUCCUUAAAUCGUCACACAGCAUCAUUUGGAACCAGAUAAACAUGCAACAACCAUCGGCAUUAACCUGCGCUGCAGAAUUUGGCAGACAAAUGCGCUCUGUUUUUAAGCAGUCCCAUCGGUGCGUCAUGCACACGCGUGCUCACGUACGUGCGCACACUCACCGGCUCGCCCUAGGCAGGUGACCUAUUUUCUGCAGCCGGUGGAGGGAGCGCUGCAUCGGAGGGAGAGAUGGUCUUUUCUAUGGGUCGGUCCAUUCAUGGCUGGCUCAGGAUUGUGGAUUAAUUACCCCGUGUGGGAACCAGAGCCGACUCUGUAAGCGAGACACUUCAGCCUCCGCUGGCAUCAAUAAUGCAUUUUUCUGUCUCUCCAUUUAAUUUGCACACAAGCCACCAGCUCACGUCACCAGCUCUUUUAAGGCUGGGACAUCCGAUAUGAAGGGAAAGAGCCACGAUAUACACUAUACCCCCGACGUAAACACACACGCAUAUACUCUCCCUCUUGACCCCCCGUCCCUUCCCUUCCUCUGCCGGCUGACAAAUUGAUUCUUUCUUAAUGUGCUCCUGCUGCGAAUGCAUUAAGAAAAGGAAAAGGGGAAAAAAAAAAAAACUGAAUGAGGAGUUUAGAUUCCACCAACGGAAACGAACAAGACCAGACUACUUUUUUUAUUUUUAUUAUUAUUAAUUCCACAUUGAACUUUUGAUGCACUUCAGAGAAACUUUUGCAGAAAAAGGUCUUCAAUUGUAAUGGAUUACAAUGCUUGCGCUUGCCAUUGAGUGACCAGCCAUGAUUGACCUGUUAGGAGUCGAGGAACCGCGUGGAUACGACAGAGAUUUAAAAGCCAGACCCUAACAAGAAGGCUCUUUAGUCGAACGAAAAAACAACAUGGCCAAGGGGAAGAUCUCUUCUCCAUGUGAGCCAUGACAGUAUGGUGGACUGUUUGAGUCGAGUCAUGCUGCACACAGCCGUGUCUUGCUGGCAGCCUUUGCUGGGGCUGGCCCUGGUGGCCGUGUUCGUGGGCUCCACCCUGGCCUGCCCCUCCCGCUGCGAGUGCUCCGCCCAGAGCCGAUCUGUCAUCUGCCACCGCAAGCGCUACACCGCCAUUCCCGAUGGAGUCCCACUCGAGACGAGGAUCCUUGAUCUCAGCAAGAAUCGCAUUCAGGCUGUCAACCCUGAUGACUUUGCUGCCUAUCCACACAUAGAAGAACUGGACCUGAGUGGAAACAUUAUUGCCUAUGUUGAGCCUGGAGCCUUCAACUCGCUCUACAGCCUCCACUCGUUGAGCUUAAAGAGCAACCGCAUCAAGCUCCUCUCUCUAGGCGUCUUCACCGGCCUCUCCAAUCUAACAAACCUGGAUAUCAGCGACAAUAAGGUUGUCAUUCUGGUGGACUAUAUGUUCCAGGACCUGCGCAACCUCAGGUCAUUGGAUGUUGGAGACAACGAGCUGGUUUACAUCUCCCAUCGGGCUUUCAGUGGACUGUUGUCUCUGGAGAGCCUGACACUGGAGCGCUGUAACUUAACGGUGGUGCCCACAGAUGCCCUGUCCCACCUGCACAACCUGGUGAGCCUGCAUAUGCGCUACCUCACUAUCAGCACUCUCCACCCCUACUCCUUCAAAAAGCUAUUCCACCUCCGUCACCUAGAGAUCGACAACUGGCCAUCUCUAGAUGUGUUCCCCGCCAAUUCUCUGCAUGGCCUCAAUCUCACCACGCUUUCUGUCACCAACACCAACUUGUCCACUUUCCCCUAUCAGGCUCUCCACCACCUGCCUUACCUCACGCACCUUAACCUCUCCUACAGUCGCAUCCGAACAGUGGAAGGUGGCCUGCUUCAGAACCUGGUGCGACUGCGUGAAUUGAGGUUAGCUGGAUCUCAUCUGGUGUCCAUCGAACCCUACGCUUUCCAGGGCAUCCGCUGGCUCCGCUUGCUAAACAUCUCCCACAACCGCCUUGACACCCUGGAGAAGGGGGCAUUUCAUGCUCCGGAGGCACUACAGGUGCUGUUGAUCAACAACAACCCUCUGGUGUGUGACUGUCGACUCAUGUGGUUGCUCCAGAGGCACCAUUCCAUCUCCUUUGGUGACACCCAGCCUGAGUGCAGCAGUCCGGAGGGCAGCCAAAGACGGCAAUCCAAGGAGUUCAAAGAAGCUCUUCUGUCCAACUAUGUGACCUGCACCAAGCCCAAGAUCCGUCGAAAUCGGACUCAGUCUGUGUCUGUGGAGGAGGGACAGUCUGCCCAUUUGAACUGCACUGCGGAGGGAACCCCACGGCCCACUAUUUCUUGGGUCUCCCCACGUAAGGUACAGCUGAACAACAGGAACCACGGCAGAGUGAUGGUCCACAACAACGGCUCAUUGGAUAUUAAGGCGGUGGAAGUUCAGGAUGGCGGUGUGUAUGUAUGCACGGCCUCCAACAGUGCAGGUAAUGACACACUUAUGGUAUCACUGUCAGUGAAAAGUCUGGGCUCGCUGUAUGCCAACAGGACCCAGCAUUACACGGAUACAAGCAAUGCCACUGCCAACGGCACCAACCUCCCUAAUGUGACCUUUGGCCUGGAUCUAAAGACUAUCUUAGUUUCUACAGCCAUGGGCUGUUUUACAUUCCUAGGAGUGGUUCUUUUCUGCUUCCUGCUCCUGUUUGUGUGGAGUCGAGGAAAAGGCAAACAUAAAAACAACAUUGAUAUUGAGUAUGUGCCACGCUCCAAGUCCAAUGGGACCUCUGGUGAGGAGGUGGACCAGGGUGCUGGGCCACGGCGCUUUAACAUGAAAAUGAUUUAAGACAUUUAAAGGAAUACCAGAGGGAAUUUACAAUGAUCUUUGUUUAACAAUUUGUACCUGGAAACAGAACUCAAUGCCAGGAAAGUCCACAGUCCCUAAGAUUCAAUCCAGGUUUUGGUUCAGUUUGACUUCACUGGAUACACAAAGGGAAUAAUAUGUGUCAAUAAUGAACCAUUUUCGAAUUUAUAUGAAACCCUCUCGGAAGGAGGGGAUGUUCACCAACACUCCAACACAAAUUGUGUACAGAACCGAUUUGUAAAAUUCAAGUAUUACUCUCUUAUUUGCCGAGGCUCGCACAUGCUUUCUCACUGCGACCAACAGAUGAUCGGGAAUCUGUUCUCUCCCUCAUUAUCCUGCAUAUAUGUACGUAAUGCUCAGUUAUGUAUGUGUAUGUUAACAUGUAUAAACACUUUCUUUUGUUGCAUUGUUCACGAAAUGCAAUGAACGCCAAAAUUUACAUUUCCCAUGUUUCGAAGGAGAUACCGUACGACCAAGCCAUCGUCUCACUACUCAAACUGUUUGAGAACGGAGGACAAAGGGCUUAAGCAGGUGUGAAAUGUUACUCCGAGGAACACGUGUGUGCGCCGUUUGUCUACCCCGAUUUAUUCUCCUGAUCUGAAGAAUAUUAUAUUUGUUUAUUAUCUGGGAUGAAAAAAAAAGAGAGAUUAUUUAUUAACAAAGGCCUUUGCGUUCAAACUCAAUAAUACAAUGUGAAGAUUUUCGAAUGGUUUAAAAUUCAUUUUAUUUUAACUAUGAUUUUAAUCCAAGUGUACGCAUAAAUUAACACAGGCCAUGUUUCGGUUGUGCACUUGUCCAUUUCUGUGACUCUAACCCCUUAUCUGGUACAAGAUACAAAAUGUCUCCAUUUCCAUCCAAGCUACCAUUAUGUUUUUUCAUCAUUACUUUUAUUUCCUUCUCUAGUAAGAAAUUCUGACUUUGUUGUGGUAGUUUCUCAUUUUGUUGUUGAAUCAUUUAGAUUGUAAACAGUUCAAAGUAAAAGAAAAAAUACAUGUAUGUGAAAUAAAGAAUAUUGAUUUGUAUUCUGA